CCGCUGGCCCCGCAAGGGUGGCUUGAGGAGCUGAUGCUGCAGCCCACGCGAAGCCUCCCGCUGAUGCCGCAGCCCGUGGGUGUUGCCUAUAGCACGGCGCGCCAAAUCACGUGGUUCUGGGGCGGCGAGUCUGCACCCGCCGCGCCGCCAGAGCCGCCAUCUCCGCCGCUGCCACCGUCGCCUCCGCCGCUGCCUCCCGCCGCUCCGCCGCCGCUCCCGCCGCUCCCGCCAUCGCCUCCGCCUCCCUCACCGUCGCCGUCACCGCCUCCGAACCCGCCUCCGCCCAUGCCACCGUCGCCUUCUCCUCCGCCGCCAGCUCCGCCGCCCUUCCCACCACCGCCGCCGCCAGAUUUCGUGCACGUCGCAGUCUCUGUCGUUGCCACGCAGGCCGCACAGGCGAGCGACGGCAUAAUGAGAUCCGCCCUGGUUCUCCUCCUCCUCUUUCUCUUCGCUGGCAUCGUCCUUCAGCUCGUAUGGCCAUGCGUUGCCACGCCACACCGAGGUGCGAAGCUCCGUGCGUUCGAGCUGGACGACUUCGGCUCCCCACGCCGCAAGCGUGCCUGGAACGUUCCCGACUCGCCAGAGUCGCCGGCGGCUGACAUCGUCAUCGUUCAGGAGGGGGUCGCGCUGCAUAGAGCCAGCACGGCCCCAGAGGGGCAGAAUAGCUCCGGGCGGGUCACCUCGGCGCUGUCCGUCCGGCGAUGGUCAGUGGCGGCCGCGACCGACAGCGGGAAGAGAACUGAGGAAGAGGAGGAGUUUGUGCGUGUCUAGGUUCUCUGCGCCUUUCGCGUUUUGCGUGCGUUUGCUACGAAAUGAUAAUUAAUAAAACGA
Emiliania huxleyi CCMP1516 is the source of this 831-nucleotide messenger RNA. RefSeq lists its product as hypothetical. Lineage: Eukaryota; Haptophyta; Isochrysidales; Noelaerhabdaceae. The coding region runs from base 34 to 771 and encodes 245 amino acids. The transcript is spliced from 2 exons. The record is from RefSeq and is a predicted model, not a curated record.